GUGACUUACACAACAUACAACCCCAACACGUAAGAAAUUUAUAAUUUAAGAUUCGAUUCCUUUUGUAAGGAAAAUACGUGGAAUUAAUCACAACUUUAAAUUAAAAUGAGCGUUUUAAAAGCUAUUGGAGCUGAUAGUCUCUUCGGGGAUGUUCAGCGAAUGGACAAACGUCAGUUUUUCUAUCAAGUAUUGAGCUUUGGUAUGAUUGUUUCAUCAGCUCUCAUGAUAUGGAAGGGUUUAAUGGUUGUCACGGGAAGUGAAUCUCCUAUUGUAGUUGUGUUAAGUGGUUCAAUGGAGCCAGCAUUUCACAGAGGAGAUCUUUUAUUCCUUACAAAUUAUCCUGAAGAACCAGUACGUGUCGGUGAAAUUGUUGUGUUCAAAGUUGAGGGUCGAGACAUUCCCAUUGUGCACAGAGUAAUCAAAUUACACGAAAAAGCUGAUGGAACUGUGAAAUUUUUAACCAAAGGUGACAAUAAUUCUGUUGAUGAUCGAGGGCUUUACGCACCUGGUCAACUUUGGCUUACGAAAAAAGACAUUGUUGGAAGGGCUCGAGGUUUCUUACCAUACGUUGGAAUGAUAACAAUUCUAAUGAAUGAAUAUCCAAACUUCAAGUACGCCAUUCUUGGUAUUUUAGCGAUUUAUGUUCUGCUUCAUCGAGAAUAAAUGCGCUGUGUAAAUCCCUCCUUUGCUUUGCUCUUAAUUUUCGUAUCAUUUAAUAAAGGACUGAAAUGUACCAAUUAAAUAUUAGUGCACAAAAAAAACUUUAAAGUCUCACAUAAAGUUUGUCACCGCCUCAUAGACUCACAACAUUCAGAGCCGUUGCCAUCACAAAUAAGAAAAAAAAAAGAAAAGGCGAAGGUACUUCCAGAAACAAACAAAUUCAUGAUUUAAUUUGUGAAAAUUUCAAUAAAAUAUAAUUUUUAUAAAAUUAUAAUGUUGGAUUAUCAAAUGAAAGUUUCUUUUUCUGCUGUUGAAUCUGAUUUUUCAUUGUCGUUAAAAAAUCUUCCUUUGCUGAGAUGUAAUUUUCCAUCAAGUCGCAACGAAUCUUCUCAAUGUCAACAUCAAUGUUGUAGUUGAUUUCCUUGGAUGCUUCAACUUUUGAUUCACAUUUUUCAAUCAGACUCAACGAUGAAACAUUUUCAGUUAAAUUAAUGUGACAUUCUUCAGCAAUUUUUUCUCGCUCCUCAAUAACAUUUUCGAUUGUUUUGCGAUAUUUUUCCUUCUCCAUUAAGAUGUCUUGGUACAUGCUGUCAAUCUCCUUCUGUAAGUUUUCACGUUUCAUUGUUAAUUUUGUUAAACGAUCUUCUUCAAAGUCCAAAGUUUUCUUGAAUUGAUCUAAAUUUCGUUCAAAUUCAAUUGUUUUGUUCUCAACCAGUUUCAUUUCAUCAACUAAAGGUGAAUCUCCAAUUUCUUCCAUAAUUGCUUUAAAUAAACUUUUAAUUUCCUGUUAAAUGAGAACUCUCCU
Molecule: messenger RNA, 1465 nt
Organism: Clunio marinus
Lineage: Eukaryota; Metazoa; Arthropoda; Insecta; Diptera; Chironomidae
Source: the annotation of a GenBank genome assembly